Messenger RNA from Acaulospora morrowiae, 1608 nucleotides. The record is from the annotation of a GenBank genome assembly. NCBI's taxonomy places the organism in Eukaryota, Fungi, Glomeromycota, Glomeromycetes, Diversisporales, Acaulosporaceae.
AUGCUUUGUCUUAAAUGCCUUCAACAUUUUAAGAAAUUCUACACAAUUAUUGCGCAACUAGCAUUACAUAUCGUUGCCAUAGAAACGGACAUUUACUACACCGUUGAAUUAGAUCAUCACCCGUCUAUAACACCCGAAAUAAUGGCCAAACACGCCAUUCUACCACCCUUGACCAUUGAUUGCUUGGAGGAAAUCUUGAAUAAUCUUCUGGAUAACAAAGGGUCUCUUUACUCUUGUGCCUUGGUCAACCGUACUUGGAGUCGGUUGGCUAUUCCUCUGAUAUGGUAUAACCCAUUUUUCGAUAAAUUAAGUAAAAGUCAAAUAAAAACUAUAUUCGAAUUGUACUCUUCCUGCAUGCCCGAAGAACUAAUUCACGUGCGUGUAGGAAAAAAGUAUUUUCCUAAAAAAACAAAGAAACCUUUGUUUGAUUAUGUGAAAUGUUUACGCGGAAUUGACUGGUCGAAUUUUCUGUCAGCAAUAUGUUCGUGGAUCGACACUUUUUAUCCCACAGAUCGUGAGAGAACCAAUUUUUUUGAUCAUUUCAUCGGUUCCCUUUUGACUCGAUGUAAUGGACUAAGAGUUCUGACACUAAAGGACGAAGUAGACGAGGAAUACAUGCAUUACUUAAUUAACUACACCAACUUCCAUUUAUUAUUCUCCAAGCUCGAAACAUUUGAGAUUCAAUUUAAUCUAGACAUGCGGAGGCACGUUUACAUCCCUCAUCUACUUUCACAAUUAUCAAGCUGUUCACAUAAAAUUCAACAUAUGAAGUUACACAUAGGAGCCCACAUUCCGUUAGAAACUUAUGAGGCGUGUUGGAAUUUGAUUGGUGUUCAGAGAAAUCUCAAGAACCUUCAAAUUUGGAAUUACGAAGAGACCGAUUUGUUCUAUUCACGACUCGCAACCCAGUCGCGAUCUUUAACCUCACUCAACAUUAACGCCGAUUUAGAAUUACGCACCUUACUCCCCUUCUUAAUGAAUUGCAAGAAUUUGGAAACUUUGGAACUUUGGAAAAUUCCUGUUGUUGACAUGGAAUCUCUCUUGUGCUUUUCAAAUUCAUCGACAAAUUUGCCUAUCAGGAGAAUUAUCUGUCAUGGGUGGGCACAGGAUAUUGAAGAUGUCACUAUCUCCAUGAGCAUGUUGAUUUGUAUGACGAAUCAUAACUUGAGAGAAUUUUACCUGUACAAAGAAAGUGUUACCCAGAAACUUUUAGACGUGAUCUGUCAAAAUUGCCCCAAUCUCACCGACCUUUACCUUAGUUUCAAUGCAUUAUCAUUAGAAAAUGUUUCAUGUCUCUCAAGAUUACCGCUCCGUUCAUUGGGGAUGGUGAAUCGGGAUGCAAAAUCAUACUCGAUCGAGUUACUCCGACAAAUUGCAAGUUCAUUACCAUCAACCAUAGAUGAUUUGGAGGUCAACUUUGGAUGCACAUCGCAAGGAUUGCAAUAUUUCCUUGCUAAUUUUGGUGGGAAAAUGAGAAAAUUUACGUUCGGUCGAACGGGAAUAGGUGAUCAGUAUUUGGAAGUGAUCAUUCAUUAUGCCAAGACCAAAAAGAGUUUGCAAGAAUUUCGAUAUCCACAGAUGGCGUUUAAUUUCAAGCCGCGUGCUUAG